Perca fluviatilis (European perch) is the source of this 6240-nucleotide messenger RNA. It is a transcript of the gene erfl3, whose product is annotated as Ets2 repressor factor like 3. The transcript has 5 exons. The record is from RefSeq and is a predicted model, not a curated record. Gene Ontology annotation, biological process: cell differentiation; regulation of transcription by RNA polymerase II. Gene Ontology annotation, molecular function: DNA-binding transcription factor activity, RNA polymerase II-specific; sequence-specific DNA binding. The coding region runs from base 617 to 2839 and encodes 740 amino acids. Lineage: Eukaryota; Metazoa; Chordata; Actinopteri; Perciformes; Percidae. Gene Ontology annotation, cellular component: nucleus.
AAACACGACACCCCGAGGACUGAGAGACGCACGGGGGGAGGAGAGAGUAGCACUGAAUGGUGUUAGAGAGAGUGGAGGACUUAAAAAAAAGUCUGUAAAGAAAGAGAGGUUCCUCUCCAACGUUCAUUUCUGUCAAAGAACAAAGCGAGAUGUCAAACAGCGACGAAGAUGCGGUUGAGACGGAGUAAACAGCUACCGGACAGUUAGCGAAAGAACUUGUUAAAAGAGAGAGAGAGAGAGAGCCUUUACGGCUGGCUCGAGUCGUUUUCCGCCGCAACUUGGGCAGAUUUGAACGCUGCCAGUUACGGGACGAGAAGCGAGGACCAACAGCGAGGUCUUGACCGCUGAAAGGCAAGCCAUUCGGUCGGUUUGGUCGGUUGGCAGAGAUCCGCUGAAACGGACCGAGAGUGCGCGGUGGCCCGAGAAGAGAGAGCCGCUGAAGCAGCAGCUACAAAAGUUUGCCGUAUAUUCACCCAGUUUUCCAGAUUGGGAACUAGAGGGGGGAGGAAGAGGCCGAGAGACGGGCUUUUCUUUCCACAAGCAACUUUGUGGAAUUCAUCCUGUUGACCAAACUUUAACCGCUUGCUGUCUAGCUAAGUAGCUAAAGCAGAAAAAAAUGAAAACACCUGGAGAUAAUGGGAUCGCCUUCCCAGAAUGGGCUUACAAGCCUGAGUCGAGUCCCGGGUCCAGGCAGAUCCAGCUGUGGCACUUCAUCCUGGAGCUGCUCAGGAAAGAAGAGUAUCAUGAUGUCAUCGCCUGGCAGGGGGACUACGGCGAGUUUGUCAUCAAGGACCCGGAUGAAGUGGCCCGGCUGUGGGGAGCCAGGAAGUGUAAACCCCAAAUGAACUAUGAUAAGCUGAGCAGGGCACUCAGAUACUACUACAACAAGAGGAUCCUCCAUAAGACCAAAGGGAAGAGGUUCACCUAUAAGUUCAACUUCAAUAAACUGGUUUUGGUCAACUACCCCUUUAUCGACAUGGGCUCCACUGGAAGCAGCGUUCCUCAGAGUGCCCCUCCUGUCCCCUCUGGUGCAGGGACUCACUUCCGCUUUCCUCCCUCAACGCCCUCCGAAGUCCUCUCCCCGAACGAGGAUCUGCGCAGCCCCGGUGGCAUGUUCAGCUCUGUGGCCCGACGAAUGGCACGAGGCUCCGUCAGCGAUUGCAGCGACGGCACCUCUGUCAAUUCUGAGAUUGAGGAAGGCAACACUGGAGCGGCGGAGGAGAGGGGAGAGAGGGGUGUGAGUGGAGGAGGAGGAUCUGGUGGUGGAGGAGGAGGUUACCGGAGUAUCAUCCAUCCCCGUCUGUCUCAUGAAGCCCUGUUCCGCAUGUAUGGAGGACCGGGUAACCCUGCAGGGCACCCAGGCUCCCGUGGUCACACAGGGCACCGGAUCCACCCAGAUUCCCUGUCGCCCUUCCCCGUGUCCCCUCUGCCAGGGCCAGGAGGAGCUGGCCUCCUAGCCCCUCCUCUGUCCCCAGCGCUCUCCAUGACCCCGACAUCUCACCUCCCCUACACCCCCUCUCCCACCCUGUCACCCAUGUUAGGCUCCCACUUCUCCUUUAACCCAGAGGACAUGAAGCGCUACCUGCAGGCCCACACCCAGUCGGUGUACAACUACGGCCUCAGCCCCAGAGCUUUCCUCCAUUACCCCAACAUCGUCAUCCCUCAGCCCCACCGGCCCGCCGCAGACAAGGCUGGUCUGAGCGGAGAGAGAGUAGCUGCCGAGAGAGCAGAAAGAGCAGCGACUGCAGGGGGGGGAGAGAGGGGAGGAGAACGGCACCACCAUCCACCUCUGGCUCACUCUGCCCACCACCACCCACAUCCACCUCAUUCUGCCCAUCCUCACACCCAUUCUCAUCCCAUGCAUCACCCACUCCACCUGGGUGAGGAGCCUCCACACAUGUCUCCCUUCAAGUUCAAGUUGCAGCCACCGCCACUGGGUAGGAAGCACAGGGAGAGUCAAAGCCAGAGUAAACCCAGGCAGAGCUCACUGUCCUCAGGAUCUGGGUCCAUGUCGUCUACCUCUGGCCUGGGUUCCUCGCUGUCAUUCGGCAGUGACCUGAGCUCAGCCAGCGGCUCAGGCCUCAUCUCUGCCUCCUCCUCAACGCAGUCUCUAAACAGUGCAGGACUUCCCAAGAUAAAGGUGGAGCCCAUCUCUGAUAUCGAGUCAGAGGAAGAGGUGGAGGUGACCGACAUUAGUGACGAGGACCCAGAUGAGAGGGAUGAGGAGUUUGAACUCUUUUCCCCUCGCCACUCCAGAGCCCCUGACCACCACCACCGCCAACACCACCAACACCACCAACACCUUGCUAACGGCACAGUCGCGCCCCAACAUCACCCCCAUCCUGAUGAGGACCUGGACGAGGAUGUCUUCAAAGCCCCUGCUCCGCCUCCACCUGGCCUGAUGCCCUUCUUCACCUCGCAGCACACACACUCCAGUCCACUCCAUCGCAUGCUGCCCACUCUUAAGAGUGAACCCACCGAACCAGGGGACAGUAACACACCCCCACCUCAGACGGGCUCGGCGGGAGCGUCACAGACAAAGUGCAUCCCCCUUAAGCUGCGCUUCAAGAGGCGCUGGAGCGAAGACCAGCGCAUGGAGGCCUCACAGGAGGAGUCCGACGACAAGAAAGUACGGCCAGAGGAGGAGAGGGAAAGAGGGAGGCAAAGUAAUGGACGGAUGGAGAUGGAGGAGGAUGGGACAUGCAGUGGAGAAGGGGACAGUCCUCCCCCAUUGGCAUACGAGGGCUCUUUAGCCACACCGUUGGCCUCACAGCGUAGGGUGAGCGCUGAGCUGCAUCGCGCCACUGCACAGCUGUCUCUGGAGAACAAAGACUGCUGAUGAGAGACAAAGCCCAAACACUACUGCUCCAGUAGCACUAGAGGUGGCACAGGAGUAUGUAAAUGGUUCCUCUGUGAUCCCUCUCCCACACUGACAAACUAGAUUCCUGAAACCUCCAGUGAACUGAGAGCACAGUCCAACAUACACACAUAGAAAACCAACAUCUCAAAGACAGCCUGACUCUUGUUCUGUCAGACGCCCCACCAAUCCUGGAUCAAGGCUCUUCUGGGACACAUCCUUUGGGAGGUGGGACUCACUCAAACUCAUCCCAGGCAAAGUGACUGUAACAGUGCUGAAAUCAGAAGGAGGCUCCCUCAUGAACUCGGCUCCAAGUUCACCUCCCACCUAGCCAGUGAAGCUACAGAUGCCCUGCCCCAGUAGCACAGCUCCUGCCUUUAGGCCCCAUCAAUAGGAUCAGCAGCCACUCAGCACUUUCCUGAGGGGACACACACCCCCUAAAAACCCAGCAACACACAUAGGAUGAGGAUGUGCACACUCUCUUAUGUUUUAUUUUCCUAUAAGCUGACGGGACUUUGAUAAGUGCCUGUAUCUAAAAACCCACAGCCCUGGUGUGACAUGGAAGAGAGCAAAGAAAGGAGAGGACUGCUACGAGUAAUCCAUCUUUAACUCAUGAAACCCUUGUAAAGUUUGGCAGAUAUUGAAAAAUCACGGGGGGGAAAAAAGGAAAGUGUGUCUCUGAGCAUGAAUAGUGGGGCUGUUGGGUGUUGUCUAACUGACUCUUAAACCUGGCCCACUCCACUCAGGGAAGCCUAUUGCUGUAUGUUUAUUGGAUUCAUGCACACAAACACACACAAGCAAAAAAAAAACAGCCAACAGUGAAGGGGACUCACAGUGAAAGCAUUGCUUAUGGACACUUAACAAUGUUCACUGUGACGCAAGACUCAACACACAUUCACAUUUACACAUCCACAGACUUUGACUCUGGCACACUGUUCUCUCAGAGCUUUUGACUUUUAUAUAACCUUCUUUCUGUCUCUCCUGUCCUGCCCCUCUUUCUCUUGCGGACCACCUGUGGAAAGAUCAUGACUCCACUCACAGAAAUAAUUUCAACCCCAGGGAGAUGUGAGGAGAGGAAAAGAGAAGAAUGAAGAAGUACUUCAGCGUAGAGAAAGGACUGCUGAGGGGACCACAAGGGGAAGGCAGCAGGGGGAGGAAGGAUUUGAGGGGUUCAAGUAACUGUUAACUAGCCUUCUCACUUCACCUAACAUGGCUUGUACACUGAAAAUAGUUUCUCUUAAGUCCCAGCAGCACAGAAUCCUCGUUCACCAGCUGAAGCUCCUCUAACAAUCAUAGAUAGUGUUAAACUAAACCAGCAAAAACACACACACACACACACACACACACACACACACACUGCCUCUCUAUGCCUUGUUUUUAUAGCAUGUACAAAAGUGCAAACUGAGCUCUAAUAACACACACAUACAGACUAUAUCUUUAUAUAUUCUAAAUGAAAUUAUUAAGAAAGUGAGAUUUUAAGAAGAACGAAAGCAUUUUAAUGAUAUGAUUGAUUUACAUUUUUUUGUAAGUGAAUUAUUUUGAAUGGUAAGACAUGUCAUGCCACUCACUGGGUAAUAUGGUAUGGAGAUGGGGUGGGCAGAAUGAAGCGGGGUGGGGGUCCGGGUUCUUCUUGUAAAUUUGUCUUAUAGAAAAACAAGCCAGAGAAGAACAGCACAGGCCAGUCUACCAGAACAAGACCAGCUAGAAAAGGAAAAAACAGGACUCAAACAGACUGCUAAUGAUUCAGAUGUGUGGUUCACUCUGCUGUUCACUUCAUUUGCAGUAGCUUGCCCUUUCCGCAACACUCUGCUCUUUCCUGUCUGUACAGUCUCGCUCAGCUCAGUGGGGUUCUCCCCAACCCAAGCUGUCCUGGCCCCAGGCCACCUCUGUGUGUGUGUGGGUGUGCUCAUAGUUAGCUCGUGGAUUAUAAAGAAGUAAUCCUUUCCUGUCUUUUAGGCCAGUUAGCAUAAUGCUUCAAAGUUCACAGCAGCUCUGGAUUGGGAGUAAAGGGGUUCAUCAUUACUGUAAGAUAGCCUGGAAAUGGGAGGCCCUGUCUUUAAAGGCCCUCUCCUCAAACUAUGCACAUCAAAUUAUUAUACUUGUGAUUAUGUUUUAACAUCCUGGAACUUUUCGUCUCUGCGGCAAGUACAUCCAGGCGUCUGAUUGGUUAACUGAGCCAUGUUGACCAGUGGCCGGUCCCUGCCUGACAAGCGACAAGACGGAUCUAUAGCAGCAAACUGUGAGAUAGAUGGCCUCCAGGCUGUCUGUGUAGCUGAGCUGAUUGAAUUUCCUCAUCAGACCCCUGUGGUCUGGACUGGAGCAUGUCACAACACGCGCACACGCACGCACACACACACACACACACACACACACACACACACACCAAGUCCUGUGUCUGUAUUUAAACUGACAGCUGCCUUAUUACUACUUUUCAUAUCUCAGCAACAGAUGAGACAUCAGUCUUACCUGCUCUGCACUCUUUCUCUCUUUUUUCUGUUUAAUUUUUCCUCACUCUGUUUGAGGCAUUGUCUGACUUCCUGCAAAUUGCGGCGUGAUCUGAGUCAGUCAUGAUAUUGCAGGGUGAAACGAUUGAUUGUAACGCAGACUCUCUCACAUCCUGUUUCAGGCUCUACAGUCAAAGAACGGUAGAUAAACAGCACAAAGAUUACAUUUCUCUAUCAAAAGAAAGGUUUCUCAGUUUAUUUUUCUGAUGUCAAUAUUGCUAUUGAUUAUUGUUGUUAAUAUUGUUCUCAUUGGGUUAUUUACCUCUCCACCUGGCAUUAUUAUUAUUCCAUGGCUCUGUUAGCUGUUGCUUUUUUAUGUUGUGUUGCAUCACUUUGGAUGAUGUGGAAUCCCCCCAAACUUUCCCUGUUUCAAACCUUUCAAAGCCCCCAACCAGAGACCUUUUUCUUGUCUUUAGUUUUUACAAAUGUAAUAUAACUAAAAUGUGUAAUAUUAAUUUUGAUGCUGACAGAGAAAUAACAUCAGGACUGAGAGGAAAUGGCAGUGGUGGAGGAUUAUAUUUAGGGGCAAAGGGGGAGUGAUUUUAUCUAUUUUGUCAUGUAUUGUAAUUUUUAUUUUAUAAUGUUACCUUUUUUUUCUCUCUUUGCUUCUGUAUAUUUUUUCAUUUGUUUUGGAGGGGUGGGGGGUUGUAUCAUUUUAAAAGAAGAAAAAAGAUGUGUAUUGUUUGACUGUGUAUCUUCUCCCUCUUUCAGUCUCUCUUCUUUCGCCUUGUCUCCCUCGAGCAGUUACAUAACACUCAGAUGGAGAGAUGGGAGUUAAUACCAUGAUGUAACAUUGAAUUUCUCCACUUCUUUCGUGUUUUUUUUUCAAACUUGUAAUUAAGCUGUAAUCAGGGUUAAUUAAAACCGUUUGAAACCCAA